Lactuca sativa (garden lettuce) is the source of this 1798-nucleotide messenger RNA. RefSeq lists its product as uncharacterized. Lineage: Eukaryota; Viridiplantae; Streptophyta; Magnoliopsida; Asterales; Asteraceae. The record is from RefSeq and is a predicted model, not a curated record.
AUGAUCAAACAGGAAGCUGGUGGUAGUGAAAAGGAACAAGUUAAAUGGUCAGAAAUAAUGGAUUAUGCGUACAUCCAAGCGAUGAUUAAACAACAAGAGACAGGCAAUAGGGUGAAUGGUAGUUUCACACCAAGUGCAUAUGCUCAAAUGGUUGAGGAAUUGAACACAAACCAUCAAAUGGAUAUUACCAAAAGUCAUUUGAAGAAUCGCUACAAAACCUUAAAAAAACAUUUUUCGCAAUGGUACGAUGUGUUUAGGGGAAUUUCAAUGAGCGGGUUCUCUUGGAAUUCGUCUACUCAACUAAUAGAAGUGGAGGAAGAAGUAUGGGAUAAUUUAAUAAAAUCAAAACCUGAGGUUGUGUCGUUAAAGACAAAAAAGAUUGCAUACUUCGAUGAGAUGUUGAUGUUAUUUGCAAGGGAUAGGGCAUCUGGUGCACAUGCUGAGACAGCGAAAGAAAGAAAUGCCCGAUUAAAUAAAAAUGAAAAUAUUCAAGUUGAAACAAUUAAAGAAGUUGAUGACAUGUUAGCUAACAAUGAAAUUCAUUUGGAGAACGAAUAUGUUGAUCUUGAUGAUAACAUUCAGGAUGUUAUUCCACCUCCUUUUUCACAAGAACAGUCUUCAUGUGCAAAGAAGUGUAAGAGUAAAAAGAGGAAAUUUGAAGACGACGACGAAGAAGAAGAUAUUAACUCAAAGAUAAUGAAAUCGGUUGAUAAUGUGGCUGGUGCUAUCAGGGAGGGUAAUAUAAUUUUUGAUAGAGCUUAUCCUCGGGAAUAUACAGGGGAAGAAAUUUAUAGAGAAUUGGAGUUGGUGGGUUUGGAACCCCAUGAAUUACCGAGGGCUCUAAAUUUUUUGGCAACAAAUCAAGCAAAAGCUAGGACAUUGUUCAGUUGUCCCCUUCAGAUACGAAUGGGUAUCCUCAAAGAUAUGAUGGGUGCACGUGAUUAAAUAACCUUGGGUGAUUGUUACUGGAUUGAUCUAAUGCGUUUAUGAUUUUGGUUUUUUUUAUUUUUUUUUUGAGUUGUUUGUGGUUUUCGUUUUGCAUCUUGAAAACAAUUGAAUAACAUGCGAUUUCCCUUUUUACAAUUUACUUUAUGUUAAAAUAAAAUUGUUUUGUUAAUGUUUUAAGUAGAGGGGAGGAAGGGAGAGUUGGUUUUUUUGGGGUAGGGGGUACGGUAGAAUGAAUGUGAGGAUGUAAAAACUUAAUAUUUACUCAAAAACAUAAAAGGGUAUAAUUGUCUUUUUUUACUUUCUUUUCUUUCCUUUAAUGAACUCGGGAGCACCUAAAAUGAAUACUCUCUUUUCCUUUCUUUCGAACUCGGGAGCACUGAAUACUUUAUUAUUUCCGUUCCCUUCCUUUUCCUUUCUCUCCUUGUUCUUCCUUUCUUUUCUUUUCUUUCCUUUAGUGAAUUCGGGAGCAGGGUGUAAGGCAUGAUCACAACGCUGAUGGGUGGCAACAGACCCGUACUCAGCUGCCUAAGCUAUGUAGAGAAUAGCCACUGCCACACAAAAUUAAUGGAAACUUCCACAUGUUCUUCCUUCAUCUAAAGAUUAAUAAAUACAAGACUCAUUCAGAUAUACCACACAAACUACAACAAUUAAGGAGCCUAUUAUUAUUCACCCCAACAUAUUCGGGGCCUAACUACACUAUGUGAAGUUGUGUCUUAGAACUUAUAUUUUUUUUAAUUGUAGUAGAUGGUAUAUGUGAAAAAAAAAAAAUAGGAACUAUUUUAUUAUUUAUAAAAAGACUACGUAAUAAUCUUUAAAAAAAAAUAUGAAUGAGCCUAUAUUUUUUUAAACA